Messenger RNA from Spirometra erinaceieuropaei, 4084 nucleotides. NCBI's taxonomy places the organism in Eukaryota, Metazoa, Platyhelminthes, Cestoda, Diphyllobothriidea, Diphyllobothriidae. The record is from the annotation of a GenBank genome assembly.
AUGUCUUUGAGAAGAGGAUUUUACUCAAGUGAGUCGUCCUUAGCUCCCGUUCCCUGCAUCUUCACUCGACCUUUUAACAAUUUGCACUAUUUACAACAUCCAGUCACUUGCCGUUAAUGUGUGAUUUUUGUGCACUUACCACUGCCUACUGUCCUACAAGAACUGGUUGGGUCAAAAGUCAUCGUGACGCCCGUAUUCUGCCCGCAUUUCCGUGACCAUGAACUUCUGUCGCCGAACUAUCACUGUCGCCCCUUUAUUGUUACUAAGCACUGUGCUACCUACUUGCAAUACCUUUUAAGAAUAAAAUUUCGUUGUCAGCAGCUCUGACUUAGCUGGCUUCCUGAACCAUGGCGUUUCAUGCACUUUUUUCGACAAAAUGUAUCUUCCGUCAGUAUGCGCGUGCGCGCAAAUUAGGCUACAGCGCGACAUGACCAUCCGCCUUCCCAUUUCCACUUUUUCUGAUGGAAAAUGAGAGUUAAGACACCUGAGUGUCCUGCUGCUCUCAGUGAUCGGCCCAGAAUUCAUUCCGCCCUACAACCCCCACUGACAUCUCUCUUGAAAACUAUACUUUCUAUACUCUUAUAGCCAUUUGGGGAUUUUCUGUAAAAGCUACCUUAUGAAGCACUGCCGCAUUUUGACUGGUUGCCAACGGUCAGGCUAGUUUGGACACCUCCAAUCCAGAACUCUCAGUGCGUCGCAGCAAUUUAAAUACGUGCCGGUUGAAUGGCAGUGGAGUAAGAAUGUAUAGAAUCAAUGUGUAAACAACAAAAACCUCUGACACUCAGUUUUGGCGGACACUGGAACGACUUCUAAACAUUUCCAACUGUGAGAUUAUUUGACAGGGACUUGACCAAGUAGCAGCACCAUUCAAACAGCAGCAAUUUUGUCUGGACCUGCUUGUACCUCGCAUAGUUUUGAUCAGGCCUGACCUGUCUGUCAUCAAUUGGCAUAAGGCUUAUAAGCUUUUGUCACAUGUGGGUCCCCUCAAGCUGCUCGCUUUUCUGAAGGUUCGGAUUUGGCGCGAUGUCUACCUUAUUCACUGUCACCGGUUGGUGAUGGCAAAGCGAUAUGACAAUCCUCAAUCGCUGUCAAUUCAAUUAUUCUGGCCACAGCUACCUAAGUGCAAGAUAUUCAUCCAGAGGUCGAGCCUAGAACCAGGAAGUUCAACUGGUACCAAAACUCUUGCCCAUCAUAAUUAUGCAAGUGCACUAGUCGUUAAUCUUGGUUCAUGCUAGGACGUCCGCCGGAAAGGUUUGCCGGGAGAUAAACGUGCGAUAUGAUACAGCAAGGAUUCCACAAAAGUAUUUGGCUACUGCGGAAACCCGUCGAACAAUAUGGAUUUGGUAAAUUAUGUCGUUUUGGUGCUGUGCGUUUGACACUAGCCUGGUCCUGUUUAUCCGGUAAUACUGACUGAAGGCUUAAGCUGUAAGCAUUUGCUGCUGUCAUUCAGUACGUCGACUGUUGUUUGCGACUUGGCUGGAUGAUUAUGUUGACAUCAGUGAAUCAAUUCUUUUCAUCAUUGUCGUGUUGCGGACGAGGUCAGCCUCCGUCCGUGGCCAGGAGAAGGCACCCUCGGAGUUAAUGACUGUCAACUUAAAGAAGUGAACAGUUUAAAAUUCCGUGGAAUGAGGCUGCCGUAGAAUGAUCAGAGUAAGGACGACAGCGUCUACCCAAUCAAUGCUGUUCGCGAUUUUCACAAUCCUUGGAAAGUGUCUAGAUCAGGCGCGACAUCAUCUCCACAAAGAUCCGCGUGCACCGUGCGUCCGUUCGGUCAGUUCUCUACGGCUGUGAAUGCUAUGCUGUGCACGUGCAAGAUGAGCAGAAACUGGUGGCGUCUGACUGCUGCUACCCGAAAACUAUCCGUUGAGUGAAGUACACCGACUUAGUCUCGCACGGAGCAGCCUGUGCUCGCUGCGACAACGCAAGGAUAUCCCAGGCCAUCCAAGAGGGACGUCCGAGGUGAUUUUGGUAGUCUCUCGUCAUAUAUCUCUUAAGCCGAAUGUUGCUGCCCUCGAUUCAGCAUCGUUGCCCACCUAGAGGUGUUUAACAUGAGGCCAACUCAAAAACUGGCUCGACACAGUUUGUCAAGAGAUGGAAGUGGUUUCUGGACCUCCGGGAUUCGAUCUUGUCUCUGGAGAGAAAGAAUGGAUUAAGCCCCACAUCUUCUGCCGCGGAUCUUAAUGCCUGAAAAGGCGCGAUCUGCACAUCAUCGAAGCCGGCUAAAUCAAACAUGAUCGUAUCUGUACCGAAUACAUGUGUAACAAGAAAGUCCGAAGGGUCUGACCAGAUUCCAGCUCGAAGAUUCAAUUGUCACAUCCUGGCCACGCCAGUCACUGACAGCGGUUAAGAGACAUUUCUAUGAGAUAGUACCGACAAAGAGCUGCUAGUUGAGGGUACCUCUAUCAUGAAGGCCGUUUGCUGAUAUAGGUGAACCGAUCUAAACGAAGGAUAAGUUCGUAAUGUCUCCUCAAGCCGACGUACCUCGGGCAUUAACGGAAUGGCUCUUACGCAAACGAGACGGCCUUCGCCUUUUCGGAAAGGGCUACUGCCAUAUUGUCUACCAAAGAAGCCUCAUGGACUGCUGUGGCAGAUAGGAAAAUAGGAGUUGGUUCCAGGAGUUUAUUUUCCAGGACUAUGGGGUAUUAAUUUGUAUUUCCGGCAGGAUUCUGCUACCCAUGUUAUUUUGGUAAGGACUGUACUGUAAGAUUCCGGGCACCAGGGUCAGUGCACCUUCUCACGUUUCACCUUGUGCAUUCACACCUUGCUUCCCGAUUGAGUUCUACUUUCUUCCCGUUGACUCGAAUCACAAAGUAGUGGUUGCGCUGCCCGUUGGUUGCCAUAAAGCCGUACCACGGAUCGCGGUCUUAUGUUUGGGUAUUUUCCCCUUAAAAUAUUUUUAGAAUUUUUAAACAGGUCGACUUAUCAUAAUAAGCGCAUUGUCUACUGUCGCUUUUCAUUAGUCAGUGACCGGCAGACUGCUGACCGAGUCGUAGUCGGUGUAUACAUCAAAAACUCCUGACAAAUCCCCCCUAUUAUCUUACUCUGCCGUUAUUUUUACUUAUCCAGAGGACUAAGGCGCAUUAUGAGGAUGCGUAGGAUCCAUUCUGUAAUCUUUCCACACUUGUAAAUGCUACUUCCAGCACGAGUGUUCUUGAUUAUGUUCAACGAUGCUCAUGCUUGUCGCUCUUUGUUGAGGCUUUAGACUUCAGUCCCAGUUAUUUAUUGUCUAGCGUUCAAACCUCUUAUUUUCUUAACCAGAGGUUGCUGCGCGGUCGGUGACGACGAAAGGCCAUUUUGUUCACCUUUAAGGGCAAUAUAGAUUUUUCGCCUUUUUAUGCCAUAUCUGUAGUAACUUUGAAAGUAGGCAUUCAAAACCACUACCUGUCAUGGUAUAAAGUUUUCUCCAUCUCUUAGACUGGCUUUUUUCAAUUUAGAGUUGCCAUUUUCCGAGAGGCGAUCACUAAGUCCCGAAAAACGCGGUGACGUAACGCUCAAUACCUACAAACCGAACGAAGAGGAGAGGCUGAGUGUGGAACUGGAAUACUGGCGAACCGGGGACUCAACAACGGACUGUUUGUCCCCUGGUUUGACUGCCGGCCACACGACCUAUCUACUCUGUCCUGCGGGUCUCACAAUCGGCCACCUGGAGAAGCUCAUCCGUCUCAAGUUUGAACUGAAGCCCGGCUUUCACGAGGUGGCCGUGUUUUUUUCCUCUGACGACUACUUCAGUCCCGACUACACCCUCUCCGACCUAGCUUGCCUCUACUCAUGGCGACGCCAACACCCCAUGAAAAUCUACUUUUCUGUGAUUCGCACUGACUCAGACAAGUCUCCAGUUCUGUCGCCCUCUUCGCCUCCCUACCCUCCGGCUUUAUCAGCAUUAAGUCGGAAGUCCCCCAUCAGUACGACGGCCGCCAUUGAAACAGAGCCGAAGAAACGACCCUCUCUGAAGUUGCCCAGCCCCGAAGCGCUGUCAGAUACACCAAGCCAGGUUCUACCUCAUGUCGCUGCUCCGGCUGACUUGUCCUCACAGCUUAGUACAACCGGACAGCAGCUCCCGCUGCUAGCUAACGGCUGGGGCUGA